AUGGCUGACCAUCCCGACGACUUAAUCGACUACGAUGAGGAAGAUGAAACCAUACCGACCGAAGCUGUUCCAAGCGACCAACUAGCUGCUAACGGCCAAGAAGCUACUGACGAGGAUAAGAAGGACAAAAAGGGCAGUUACGUAGGUAUCCACUCAACGGGCUUUAGGGAUUUCUUAUUGAAGCCAGAACUGUUACGGGCUAUUGUUGAUUGCGGAUUUGAACAUCCAUCCGAAGUUCAACAAGAAUGUAUUCCUCAAUCAAUCCUUGGCAUGGAUGUCCUUUGCCAGGCCAAAUCUGGAAUGGGAAAAACAGCAGUAUUUGUGCUCGCUACACUUCAACAAGUUGAUCCCGUUCCUGGAGAUGUUGCGGUUAUUGUCCUUUGCCACACUCGUGAACUCGCAUUUCAAAUUAGGAACGAAUAUAUUCGGUUUAGCAAAUAUACAUCUGAGGUCAAGAUCGAUGUUUUUUAUGGGGGCAUUCCUAUUAAAGAAGAUUACAAAAAGUUUCAAAGCAAGGAUACCAUCCCACACAUUGUUGUUGGCACACCAGGAAGAAUUCUUGCUUUGGUUAAUGAUGGUCAUCUGAAAGUGGGUAGUGUCAAACAUUUCGUUCUUGACGAAUGUGACAAAAUGCUGGAUCAGCUUGACAUGAGACGUGAUGUCCAAGCUAUCUUCAGAAAAACUCCACACAAUAAACAAGUCAUGAUGUUUAGUGCAACUCUCAGCAAAGAAAUUCGACCGAUUUGCAAGAAAUUCAUGCAAAAUCCACUUGAAAUCUACGUCGAUGAUGAAACAAAAUUAACUUUACAUGGCCUUCAACAACAUUUUGUAAAGUUACAAGAAUCCGCUAAGAACCGCAAGCUUAAUGAUCUUUUAGACACACUUGAAUUUAAUCAAGUGUGUAUUUUCGUAAGAUCUGUUUCUAGAGCCAAUGAACUAAAUAAACUCCUUUGCGAUUGUAACUUCCCAAGUAUUUGUAUUCAUGGUGGUAUGAAACAAGAGGAAAGAAUUGCGAAAUAUAAGUCGUUCAAAGACUUUCAGAAGAGGAUCAUGGUAGCUACAGAUGUGUUUGGUCGUGGUAUUGAUAUCGAACGUGUGAACAUCGUUAUCAAUUACGAUAUGCCCGACGGUCCAGAUACAUAUUUACAUAGAGUUGGACGUGCCGGACGUUUCGGAACUAAAGGUGCUGCGAUCACAUUUGUUGCUAAUUCUGAAGAUGCUGAAAUUUUGAACAAAGUUCAAGAACGAUUCGAAGUGGUUAUUACUGAGCUUCCAGACGAGCUUGAGAUUAACAAUUACAGUGGCUUAUCAUCCCAAUAG
This is a messenger RNA of Cetraspora pellucida, 1320 nucleotides long. The record is from the annotation of a GenBank genome assembly. NCBI's taxonomy places the organism in Eukaryota, Fungi, Glomeromycota, Glomeromycetes, Diversisporales, Gigasporaceae.